This is a messenger RNA of Platichthys flesus (European flounder), 20544 nucleotides long. RefSeq names its product nesprin-2. Lineage: Eukaryota; Metazoa; Chordata; Actinopteri; Pleuronectiformes; Pleuronectidae. Gene Ontology annotation, molecular function: protein binding. Gene Ontology annotation, cellular component: membrane. The record is from RefSeq and is a predicted model, not a curated record. The transcript has 101 exons. The coding region runs from base 114 to 19943 and encodes 6609 amino acids.
CUUUCACCAACUGGAUAAAUGCUCAACUCGCUAAGAGACGUCCUCCCUCUUUUGUGUCGGACCUGUUCUCUGACCUCAGAGAUGGAUCGCUGCUCCUGGACCUGUUGGAUGUGAUGAGUGGUCAGUCACUGAAAAGACAGAGGGGCCACGGGGUUUUCCAGCAGAGGGCCAACAUUCAGACAGCUCUCGAUUUCCUCAAGAAAAAAUCUAUCAAAUUAGUGAACAUACACAUCGCGGACAUCAUAGAUGGACGCCCCUCCAUCAUCCUCGGACUCGUGUGGACCAUCAUCCUCCACUGUCACAUUGAGGAGCUGGCCAGCGCCCUCUCCUUCAGCUCCCGUCAUUCCUCCAUGGACUCUCUGAGCAGCCUGGACUCCUGGUCCGGCAGCCCGGUCCCAGCGAGUCCGGUCCCUGCAGGCCGGACCUCGCCCCUCCACAGACGCUUCAGAGUCUCCGCCAAGAAGGCCCUGCUCAUGUGGGUGAGGGACCAAUGCCAGAGGGUCAGCAGCUCGGUCAGUGUGAAGGAUUUUAAAGCGAGCUGGAGGAGUGGUGAAGCCUUCCUGGUCAUCCUGUGUUCCCUCAGACCUCAGCUGGUGGAUCUCUCACUGGUCCCGUCCAGAAGCAACCAGGAGAACCUGGAGGAAGCAUUUCACGUGGCUGAGAGGGAGCUCCACAUCCCCCGGCUGCUGGAGCCCCAGGAUGUGAACGUCAAAGACCCGGAUGAGAAAUCCAUCAUGACGUACGUGGCCCAGUUUCUUCAGUACUCCAAUGACAUGCCAGCGCGUGACGACCACCUGGAGCUGUUUCCUCUGGAUCAGCCCUCCUGCUUCUCACCUCUGAACUUUCCUGCUCACUUCCCUCCAGCGGCUGCUGUCUCACCGUUACGCCAGGUUUCUCCAUGUGAGCGAGCACAAGAGGUGACUCUCUGGCUGCAGCAAACCUUUCAGGAGCUGAUGGAAUCGUGGACGGCUACAGAGAACUCAGGCUACGCAGAGAAACAUCAAGUGUUCCAGAGUCUCACUGGCUCCGUGGCUGAUCAGAGGAGACCUGUUCUGAGCCUCCUCGCUACCAUGAGCCGCUGCCCCGAGCUGAGUGGAGAUCUGCGAGCUCUCAGGGCAGCGUGGGAUCGUCUGGAGGAGGAGCUGCAGAGAUGUAAAGCCGACCUGGACCUGAGUCUUCCUCCUCCUCUGGACUCGGUGGUUGUGUGGCUGCAGCGUGCGGAGGCAGCGCUGACAGAGGAGGGAGGGGGGGUGAAAGAUCACGCACAAGCUGCUAAAGAGGCCAGAGCCCAACAAGACGUCCUGAAGACGUUAAUUAAGGAGCUGAGUCACUACGUCAACAUUCUUGACGAAUACCACAACGUGGACGCCUCAGGGAACUUGGCGGUGCCCCUGGAAAAGUUUAAUGAGAUCAAAAGACGCGUAACACACGUAAGAGUCACAACCAAAUAUCACGGGAUUAAGUUGGAGUACCAGGAGUGUCGUCACACCGCUCUGGAUCUCCUGAACCGCCUCGAAGCCAAGAUCCAGACAUGGAGGACGUCUUACAGAUCAGAGGAGGCCGUGCGUGGGCUUCUGCAGGACUGGCAUGAAACAGUGGAGCGUCGAGGCAUGAUUGUGAUUCUGACAGAUGCUCUACAAAACCUGAAGGAGAAGGCAAACGCUUACACCAGCAGAGCAGCUCUAGGUGGUGAUUCCCAGCUCGUUCAUCGUCAGGUGAAAGAAGCAGAAAGCGAAGCUGAGUCCGUGGAACGAGCUGUGACGGCCGUGAGGGGCACGAUGGACAGAGUGAUGUCUGCGUGGGACACUUACAACCAGAGCCUGGCGUCUCUGCAGACGUGGCUCAUACAGACGAGCCAGACUCCGGCUGCAGGGACACAGGACAUGAGUGAGUGGACGUCGUGUCACGCUCAGCUGAAUGAGGCGGGGAACUUUCUCACUGAGGUGACAGAAACCUCGACCAGCCGCUCGCUCGCCGGACAACUCAGCACGCUCAACAAGCAGUGGGCCGCAUUCAUGAAGAGGACAAAGUUUGAGCUUCCUGUCAUGUUAAGUUCUCCUGAGUUUAAGGAGCCUGUGGGUGAACCAGUCCAUCAGACGCAGAGACAAGCAGAGACUGGGAUGUUGGUUGUGGCCAGAAGUAAAUGUGCACAGGAGCCUGAGAACGUUAACCUGCAAACCCAGGACCCAAGUCAACGUUCAGCUCCGACUCCAUCUCAUAUGCUAAGUGAUCCAAAGAGCUGGAGGGAAAACCAGCAUGGAACCACCAUUGUUGUGCCGCUUGUGGAAAUCAAAAUGCUGCCUCAACCUGUGAGGGAACCAGUUCCUCAUAUCCACCCUCCUCUUGUGAAAGAAGCUGAAUGGAAAUCCACGACACAGCCUCUGCCAUUUUCCGGAAGCUCAUCUCCACAGCCGAACUCUCAGCAUCUCACCAAAACAUCUCCACAGCCUCCAGUCAUGGUUCUCAGUGAAGUCCAUUCCAAAGCUCGGUCAAUGGCAAGAAGCCGAGUGGAGAAGGCCCGAGUUCACCUGCAGGGACGCAUCCAGAAGGCCAUCAAGUUGUUUGGUGGCAAAGAGAUUUCAGAGUCACAAGCCAAGAAGAAACAGCGAGCUUUAAAAGUGCUGCAGCCUGUCGCCCUGGAGGAGUUCCUGAACGCGGUGGAGGGGCUGGGGGCCUUCUGCUCGGGGCCCCAGCUCCAGGAUUUGAUGCUCCUCUCCGACUCGGUCAGGAAGCAGUGGGAGGUCGUCGUGGACGGAGCUGCGUCUGUUGACGAGCAGGUGGGAUCACUCCGAGACUUGUGUGAGACGCUGACUCCAGGUCAGACAUCCUGCCGGGUCACAUACCAGCUGAGGACUUCAGAGGAAGCACAGGAAACACGACCCAGCGACAUAGUCCUCUCAGCUCACAGCAGGAGGCAGCAGCUCGGGGGGAACACCCCACUGGGAGCGACUGGCCCGUCCUCCGACCCACAGCCGGGCGGCGACCGGCCACCGAGACGAAGCCCGGACGUCCCACAACCACACCUCUCACCUGGGGACGGCUCUGCGCCACAUCACGGUGAUACCCGGCCUCUACCAACUCAGGACGUCCGGACAGAGAGACACGUCCUCCUGACUCAACACAGAGGCUUUGAGUCUGAGGAGCAAAAUGAAAAGUCUCCUCUUGGAGCCAAAGAGCAGCUACUGAACGUCCGACUCCUACACCUGACAGAGAGGAACCAGCAGACACAGGCGCUCGUCAGGAUCGACACGGUGGAGACCCAGCAGGCGGCGGAGUGGACCGUCCUCCCGGAGACGGGGACUGUGCCGGGCCAGGAUGUGGUCCCGUCGUGGUCUGAGCCCCCUGUGGAGAAGAAGAAGCUGAUGAGAGACAUGCACGGGGAAAACAAAGACGAGAAACAACUGAUGGGAGAGGAGCAGAAGGAAGAGUUCACUCCUAUGGAGACAUGUGCGCCAAAGACUUGGGAUGAUUCUCCACAGUGGGGGGGGACACAGGGGGAGGAGCACCCCGCUCCAUGUGGGGCAGAAGAGGAGUCAGAGGCCGAAAGGAGAAGGCUGGAUGAGGAGAAAGACACAGAGAUGCAGGGGGAGGAACAAACGUGGAGGUGUGAGGAGCAGAGAAGAAGAGGGAGAGAAGAAGAGGAGAAGAAGAAGAAGAAGAGCUUGGUCCAGAGGAGAGCUGCCUUGUCAGGAGAACUGAGGGAAAUCAAAGGAGCAGCUGAGCGUCUGAGGCUGAACGAGCCGACACUGCCUGCUCUGCAGAGGAGGUCACGUGACCUGACGGAGCUGGACAGUCGUCUCUCCGGCCUCCUCCCUGAGCUGCGUCACCUUCAGGACGUGGGUCCGAGCCCCGAGGUGGAGGACGUCUGGGAAGAGGCAACAAGAGCUCUGACCGAACGGCUGGAGCGGUGCUGUGUGCUCACUGAGCUGCUGAAGAGGUUCCAGAGCGUUCGUGGGGAGCUGCGUGGAGCACUGCACAAAGCAGAGAGCACCAUCGGGGAACAGGCCUCCUACAUGGGGAAGGAGAACCUGCACAGAUUACACUCCAAGGUUCAGGAAACUAAAUGUCAGCUGACCAGCCUUGGGGGCGGCGUGGAGGAAGUCCGCAGCGUCUGCAGACAGAUUCACACUCACCUCCGUCAGACGCCAGAGUGCAACGUCCUCCAGUUUGAGAGCGAGGCAGAUUCUCUCAUGGACGGCUGGCUGGAUAUAUCAGAAAGAACCGAUUCCCAACUGGAGAACUUGCACCUCUGCCUGACUCUGUGGGACGGGGUCCUCCAGCUCGGGGCGGGGGUGGACAAGUGGACGGCCGAUAAAUUAACAGCGUUCGCUCAGUGUCCGUCCUUUCAGUCUGAAGACGACAUCCAGACACUGCAGAACGAGAUUUGGGCCCAGGAGAAGAUCGUGGAGCGUUUCCAACGAAGAAGCACUGAGAUCCAGUCGCUGCUUCAAAGCACAGAACCCCCGCUGGAGCUGCAGGUGGUGGAGACCCAGAUGAGGAAGAAGCUGGAGCAGCUGAAGGAGCUUGUCUUUGAGGCUGAGGACGUUUACAGGCAGACGGUGGCUGCUAAGGGACACAUUAGUGCCAGGAUGUCCGACUGCUUCACGUCCCUGCAGAAGAUCCGGGACUCCCUCCUCUCUCUCCGUGGAUCAGAUGUGGCAGCAGUGCUUGCCAAACUUAAAGAUCUGUGUCUGCAGCUCCACACCCAGGAUGAGCAAGCAGAGAGUCUUCUGGAGGAUCUGAGUAUUUUGAGCUCAGUCUCCAGUCCAGAUGUUCUUCAGAGUCUGUCUGCAGAUGUGAUGCAGCUGCAGGAGGAAGUGAGGAACUCACAUCAGCUCUUCUCUGAGGUGGAAGAACAGACUCAGCGGAAUAUCCAGGAUCUCGACAGGCUGCAAAGGGAGAGCGAGCAUUUGGAGCAAUGGCUGCAAGUCGCUGAGGAAACAGCAGCGAAGGACGAGGAUGUUAGUCUCCUGCAAGAGGAAGAACAGCAACUGAGGGCGAGGACAGAGCUCCUCCGUCAGCUCGUGUCGUCCCUACAAAGCAGUAACCUCCAGUCGUCUGCGCUGGUGCACGGAGGAAGCAAACUGCUGGAGCGAUGCAACUUCCACGCCGACAGACUACGAGGCACCGAGGAGCAGCCGCGCUCGCCAGGCAAGGAGGCAGAACCUGCACCACCCUCGGCCGGAGAUCUGAGGCAACCUGUUGAUGCUCCACUCGGUGAAAGCUCCAGGUUCCAGUGUCCUGUAGAGCAGAGGCUUCAGUUUGCUCAAGAUGCAUGUUGCCGCCUCGAGGAGCGUCAGAGUGAUGAUGAGCAUUUGGUUCUCUUCACAUUGACAUCCCAGCAGAACAGGAUGUCGGCCGGUCAAGCCCAGAAAGGAAGCUCCUCUGCACCAGCCACUGAUGCACCAGCUCUGGAGGUGUCGCCGAAUGAAGUAACAAACUUAGAAAAGGAAACAGACAGUUGUGCCAUCGAGGACCAAACCAGUUUGUCCCAGCAGGACUGCGACCAGCAAAACCACAAGAGGGCACUAGACAGCAGCGUUGGAGAGCAGCUGGCCCCACUCACAGGAAACAGCAGCAGGGUUCAACGAGUGAAGGAAGACGUGUCCUGCGUUCAGACAGCUUUGAAAGACCUGUCUGGAAAUGUUGGAAAACUGUUUGUGAACCAUGACGUGUUCCCCGACACGAGCCAGCUCCGACAGCAGUGGAGCACUGUCCAGGACUUCGAUGACGGGCUUUCAUCGUGGGCUGCGAGAGUUCUGGUGCUGCAGGCUAUUGGAGAGUCCGGCGCCGCACAAGAAAUGCUUCCUGCAGAUGUCAUGGUGGACAUUGAUGGAGCAGUUGAAGACCUUAACAGCCUCAGGUCCACUUUCCUGCAGAAGAAGCAGGAGUUUGCAGAACACGUUGCUGUCAGGGUGAGGGAGGUCAUCAGGCAGCUGCAGCACUGGAGCCAAACGCCACCGCCCAGCCAGGCCGCUCUGGAUGAAGGUCUGCAGCUGAGACGACAUCUCCUCGCCGUGCUCUCGGGAAAAGAUUUUCUCCUGAACUGUUUUGGAACAAAAGUCUGGAAGGAGCUGGAGGAAACUGCUUCAGCCGCUCUCAGGGGAAGCACAUGUGCACCUGAAGGCCCGUCUAAAAGCCUGGAGAGUCCAUGUCGUAACGAAGAGGAACUGGACGACAAAGAGACGGAAGGAGGAACUUGUAAAAGUGACGCAGCGCAUUCAGCGGAUGAGACGUGUCCCCCAGAGUGUCCUUCCCCCUCUGCCACAGACGAGGACAAUUCCAACCACAGAAUAAUAACCACCGGCGAUUUCUGCACUCUGGAAAAACAGCCUCCCUCCACCGAGGCUUUCAGAAACACUAACGAAGAAGCUGAGAAUAUUUCCACUAGUUUUAUACCAACAGACAAACAAGAUGCCUUAUUAUCUACUCAAGUCCAAAAGAUCCCUGAGGUUUUUAAAGCAGAAAUCCAACAGUUUACAUCUUCUCCACCAGAAAUAGACUCGAUAACUGAUCUGAGGCCGCACAAUGAUAUUGACUGCAUUGAUGGCAGAACAGAGACUUCAGUGUCCGGUUCACUUCGGCGUGAGAACCCUGAACCAUCGCAGCAAGACUCUCCCUCGACCCUGGACUCAAACCCGCCACCACACCGUGACACGUCCGUGGCAGCACAGCACAGUGACUUCCUUUCUUCUGCCACAGAAAUAGUCUCUGGAUGUUUAGCGGCACAAUCAGACACGUUUAUGGGAAUCACCGCUGCUGCCCGAGAACAAGAGAAACCCUGUGAGGACCCAACUGGGACACCACAGGAAGGCUUUACUGGUAUUUUGGACAGGGAGCCACGUGACGGGCAGGAAAAUGAGAGAGUCAGCAGUUUAGAGGAAACAUCGGAGCAGCUCUCAACACUAAUCGGUGUUAAAACAGUUAAAACACACCUGAAGUGUUACUAUUUAAAGAGGCCGAAAUCCAAUGUGUGUCAAGUGGCCGACUCACUGUUAGAAAACCCAUGCAUAUCAAUGAGCACAGAUCUAGAGGAGGUGCAAUCUACGAGUGACAAAUUAUCAGGAGCCCUCACUGAAGCUCGAGGAGCAGAAACAACUGAUCUGGGGACAGCGAGCGCAGGUAGUGGACGUGCAGAGUCCAAACACUCCGAGGAGCCGGAGAGACGAGAGGACGCUUCGCUGCUGGAAGGACAGAGUGAAUUAAAGUUACCUGUGUCACUGGAGGACACGGUGCUGACACAGGGACAGAUGCAAGGAUGCACAGAGCCUGCGAGGACGGAGCCGGGUUUGUCAGCUGAUCUGGGUGCAGCCGGGGAGGCGAUGGCGUCCCACGAACACAGAUCCACCAUGCAGGAUAUUUUCUCUGAGAUACAGAGCUUGGUGGAAAGAAGUAACAUAAUAAAUAGGACACCACACAUUGAUUUGAAUUGGUACCUGAAGUCCUCUCCUGGGGAACCUGAGAUCCAACUGGUACGAACUGUCCAGCGAGUCCUGGCAUGUCGAUAUCAACCAGCUCAGCUCGAUGUCACGGCCAUGGCCAGACAGCUGGAGGAAGCAGAGGAGCACAGGUCCUCUGUGCAGGAGCGGGUAGCUACGAUGAAAAACACCAGUGCCGCCAGGGAUUGGGACCCGAGUGCCUGGAAGAGAGCUGAAGGCCAGUGUAGCGCCGCCCUGCUGGAUGCCUCUGCCACAGUGCAGGUGAAGGCAGCACAGCUGGAUCAGGUCAGACAGUAUCACAGACAGAUGAAGAUGAUGAGAGCUUUUCUGGAGGUUCUGGCUGAUGAGAAGGAGAAAAUGAGCUUAAAUGCUCUGGGAAGCAGCUCUGUCCAAGCUGACAAACUUCACGCCCUGCUGCAAACCAUGCAGCAGAAGAAAGACCUCAUGGAGGAGCUGCUCCACCUCAGUAGUCAGUUAUCGGUUCACCUGAGCGAUGCUGAAAGUUCCGGUAGUCUUCUUGCCCAGCUUGCAAACGUCCAAGAGGAAUGGAGUCUUCUGAAAGGAAGUAUCAAGCGAGCGCUGCGACACGCCACAAACGCCACCUCUCAAUCCCGCCUUCUUAUAAAAGAGGCCGAACAGCUGAAAGCCAAACUGGAGGAUCUUCAGAAAUCCAACUUUCAGAGCAAUGACAGCAAAAGCGCUUUGGAGUUAGUUUGUCUGACAACAGACCUGAAGCUGUAUAACCAGCUUUAUCUGCACUUACAGUCCCAGUCAGACGCUCUUGUCCAUUUCUCCCUGGGCCAGAAGGAGAAGGAUGAGAUCCAAAACAAUCUUCAGGAGUUGGGGUCCUUGCUUGAUGUCACCAAGAGAAAGCUCGACAAUUCCACGUGUUGUAUUUCUUCAGGCAAGAUCAACAGACAAUUGCAAGACUUGAUCAUAUGGGCCAAACAGGCGGAAAACCACAUCUCUACUGGGAAAAAGUUAGCUCUCUUCCCUGAGGAGGCUCGUAUUCAAAUCGCUGAUAUGAAGAAAUUUCAGACCGAUAUUUUGUCCCGACGAUCCAAGAUGCAAGCUCAAGUUGAGGAGAUGAAAGAUGUAGCCUCUGAUAUGGAGAAGGAGGAAAGUGACCAAGUAUUGAAGACAAUAGAGGACCUCUAUGAAGCCAUUAGUGACAGCUUGGAUCACGUCCUUGACACCAUGAAGAAGCAUCUACACAACAGGGAGAAGCUCUUAUCCCAGCUUGCUCGGAUGGAAGCCUGGCUAGCAGAAACACAUGCCACGAGAGACGUCUGGAUCCAUGUGGAAAAUGUUUCCAAAGUUGACGUCCAGAUGCUGGAGAGCGAGCUGGCAAGUCACAAAUUAGCCACUGAGGAGAUCCAGAGCCGCAUUAAACUGGUGGAGGCAAUGGCGGAAAGUUGCGAGGACAUCGCGGUGGGAUUGAGUCCAGAGGAGAGCCGCUACCUGGUCAACAGACUGUCAGGCCUUUGGACAGAGUUAGACGGACUGCUAGCUCACGAGAGAGCAACCAGCUGGGAACUAGAGGAGCUGAUUCAUGAGAGAACCUCCUCUGAUGAGGAAUUAUCGACCAUCCAGACGAGCUUGAAGAAGAUCUCCUCUGAUUUGGAGCAGCAGAAGUUCCCUUUGACGUUGGAGACCCUUUCAACCGAUGCACAUUUGAUGCACAUGCUGAUGGAGAACCAGUGUCAAGUUCAAGAGCUUCAGCACUGCGAAGAGGCCAAGAGAAGUGCCCUGCUCUGCACCAUUGGUGAACUGUUAGACAGGUGCAAAACCCUUAGUCUUAAUACCUUUGAGCAAGACAAAUUUUUGCACCUGAGGAGACAAAUGGAGGAAUCGAGGGACAUUGCCGAAGAGCAAAUCUUGCGUGCCAAAGACAAAUCGCUCAGUAUGGGUGAGCGUUUCAGACUAUACCAAAUACUCCUAGUUGAACUUCCUCUGGUGAAGACACAGUGUCAAGAAGCAGGGGACCAGCUGGAGGCCAUAGCUCAGGAGUUGCACCCAAAUGAGCUUAAUUCAGAGAAGCAGAGGAUUCUUCACACUGUGGAAACUUUGGUCUCCUGGGAGCUUUCUGUCACAGAUGAUAUCAAGCACCUGGAGGCCAAGCUUCUGCCAGGCCUGCGCUUUUCCUCUGAACUUCCUGCCUUGAUAGAGCUUUUCCAAAGGACAAGAGAGGAGUUGGAGGGAGCUGAGCCGGUCAGUCCAGAUGAGAAAGCAAUAGAUGGCGCUCUACGAAGACACUGGGUCAUUUGGAGAAAUCUGAAGUCUGGGAUGAGAGUGUUAGAAGCUCUGGGACGGAGAGAAAAAAUUAACCUGCGGAACAACAAGGAGCUUCACUCUCUCAGAGAUGCAGCUAUGCAAGAAUGUCACAUAGGAAUGGAGAGUUUAUCCCAGGCUCGAGAGUCCUUAAAGGAUUACCAGUGGGCCGCUCAAGGAGCAAUAGCCUUUCUUCAUAAUGCCGAGGCCACGUUCUUGUCAGCUCCUGGUGGGUUUUUAGACUGUACCGAGGAGCAGAGACAAACCCGGCAGGCUCUGGAAGCUCUAGAAGAUGGAUUCCAGGCUCACAUCUGCCACCUUGUGGAGCUGCUCCCCCAGCAGCCCUGCCUCUCCCAGCCAGAGGUGGAGCAGCUCCACAUCAGCCUCCUCAGCCAGUUGGUGGUGGGAAGAGCUGUACUGGAGGCCCAGGCACAGCUCAGGCUGGAGUCCCUGCAGAGGUGCGCAGCAAGACAACAAAACCAUGAGAGCUUUCAUGAAGACAUACGUCAGCAUCUCUCUGGGUUUGAAGCCAGACUUUCAGCCUGUGCUACAGUACAGGUGACAUCAAAUGACAAAUGUGUUUCCCAACGGAGUAAAGCUAGGCUUCUGUUGGAGGAUCUCCGCAGCCUCGCCGGGAAGAUAGAAGAGCUGAGGGCUGGGUGUCCGAUGCAGGGUUGUGGGGUUGGGAAGAGCGGCGAGCUGGGAGCACUGUGGCGGCGCUGGGUCUCACUCCGGCGAGGUGUUGGCCUCCUGAUGGCGCAUGCAGAACAAAGACAAGAGGAAUGGAAGGACAUCACAACAAGUAUCCAGCAGUGUUGCAGUUCUCUUGCGAGUCUUCAGGCCGAGGUGCCGGAUUCCACUGUGAGCUUCACACAAGAGAAACCCCAGGAGCUCCUUGCCCUGGCUGAGAUACACCAGGCCGGUCUGGAGCAGGAGCAGCAGGCCUUAGCCUCCCUGGAGCACCGACUGGAGCACGCCCUGAGCCUAUCCAACUCCCAGGAACCCGUCAGUCCUGGACCCGUGGGCAAAACCCUGGUGAAGAUCCAAGAGAACGUCAGGAGCUUGAAAGAGAGAAACCUGCUGGUGGUAGCUGCAGCCCAGGCAGAGGAGAAAGAGAGAGAGCACGUUCAGGACGAGAUCGAAGAGGUGGAGAAGCACGUGUUCGCCAUUCUACCCAAACUGGAAGGCUGCUCGAGUCCAAACCAACAACAGGAGCUCACAGAGGACUUGUCCAAGCAGAAGGACAAACUGAGGAGGAUCACGGCCGGUUUGCAGAGCUGGUACACAGAGAUUCCUUCUGACAUCAGCAAGCGCUUACAAGACGUUGAGCUGUCGCUGCAGAGAGCAAAGGAGGAGCUCAAGGAGGGAAGCAACCCGGUCAGGAAGUUAGCCGCCCGAGUGGAGGAGCUGGGUUCUGGCCUAGAGAAGGUGAAGGUGCUCCUGGAGCAGAAGAGUCCGACAGUCAGCGAAGCUCAAAAUGUUCUCAAGCAUGUGUGGGACGAGCUGGACGCGUGGCACAGCCGUCUGAUGCUCCUGGAGAGCGAGGUGCAGGAUCUGGCGGAGGAGCAGCCGCAUCAAGCUCACCUCCUGAUGGAUCACAUCACACAACCACUGCAGCUCUACCAGAAUGCCUCGCAGAUGGCCGAGAACCGCACCUCCUUCCUCAGCAAGAUCCCUGCCUGUCUUCAGGAGUUUGAGGACAUUUCGUACAGCGCCACCUGCUGGUUAGACGAGGCCCAGUCUUGGCUCAGUGCGCCGUGCUCCUUCACGUCAGCCAGAGGCCUCCAGAAUCAUGCGAGCUCCCUGCAGCUGGUGCUGGACGACUCUGAGAGGAUCAGGGACACGCUGCAGGACUUCAGGCCGGCGCUGGCUGAGAUCUCUGCCGUGUGUGACGUUCACACGCAGGAGGAGAGGCUGAACCACAACGACCAGCGAGUCCACACAAUGCAACGCAACCUCCUCCAGCCGCUGGAGCAGCUCCUGCAGACGGCUGGGGUGGUGGAGGCGAUGGAAGCAGAGCUCAAGACGAUGGAGAAGAAUGUCCCGAAGAUCAGAACCAUUUUAUCCUCCAUGGACGACUCCGACAUAGCUUUAGCGGAGCAUCUUCACAACCGACAGGUGAUCCAGGAUAAUGUGCAGUCGAUCCGGAGGACACUGGAGGAGAUCCAGAGGUAUAAAGGAAAGCUUCUCCUUCCACAGGGAGCGGAGGAGAGUCUGCUGGUCUUCUCCAGAGCCCGACUCCUCCUGCAGCCGCUGGAGGAGCUGGAGGGACUCACCCAGUAUCAAACCUCGCUGCUGAAGAACAAGAUCCGGGAGGAGGAGGCAACCAGGAAAGAUCUCAGCAUCACCACACUCUCCAAAAUUCCUGAAAACACACAGCAACGAGUCCAGGAGCCUUGUGACGUGUCUAACUCAGAGGAAGAGGAGGAUGAGGAUGACGAGAGCUGUCACUCUUCGUCCUCUGACACACUAACAUGCAGUGUUCCAGAGGACCCAGAGGACACUCUCGUCCCCUCGGAUGUGAGAAGUGAGGAUAUUGCUGACACGCUGUCAAACGUUAAGUACGAGCAAAGCCUCUCUGUUGCCCUUCAGGAACUGGGGAGUUUGGCUCCUCAGUUUUCUUCUCAAGUGGAGACGACCUGUGAAGCUGCUGAAUCUGAACCUUCAUCUGUGACGUCUGGAUGUGACACCAUCGACUUUGCAGCUAAAUAUUUGGAAACCGGAUUAACAACAAUGGAUUCUGAAGCUGAUUCAUCCCAUCAUGACACUUUGACAUGUGAGCCGCUGAUCAGCACUGCCCCCCCGGCAGCUGAUGACCAGUGCCCUGCUGCUGAUACACUGGAACGAGGUGAAUCCUCGAAACAUGAAACCACCGACCCUCGUGUAAAGUCUCCUCCGGCCGAAGACACAAGAACGAUUCCUACCAGACCAAUAACUCCGUUCACGGCCACGAGAGAAUCGCCCGAGUUCACAGAGGAGGACGAAGAAGAUCCGACUCUGUCCACAGAUGUAGACGCUCUUCAUCAUUUGAAGGAACAAAGUGAAGUUGGGGCCAGUCUGACCAGUUUGGAAGAAUCCCAACAGGACUCAUCUAAUGUGCCACUCAGCUCUGAAGGACAUGAGGAAGAUGAGAAGGAGCAGCAAAGAUGGAGUCGACUUUCCACUGAGAUCUCUGAGAAACUGUCCGCUUUGAGAAACCUUCAGGAGGAACGUGGCACCUUGAAGCGCUCUGAAGACCAAACGGUUCCUGAGAAGAAGCUGAUAUCAACCGGAUCUGCUCCUGCUGUUCUCCAGAGGACACAAGAGUCAAUCGCCAGCUUGAGACAAAUAGUGAGGUCUACAGACGUCUCUCAGCCAGAUGUGAAGGAGCAGACGUUCGAGGCUCUACGGAGGGUUCUCCUCUGUCUGGACGCCUGGACCGACCCUCUGCUGACUACAGGUGGCGCUGGUGAGGAGGAGCCCCAGCUGAGGAUGCUGCAGCAGGAGUGUGUUUCAUCCGAGCUGCUGACCGUGGCUGAGCUGUUGAGACAAAUGGAGUCAGAGACCAGUCCAGAGCUGUGGGAAGAGGAACCAGAGGCUUCCCAGUGUGUGACCGGCCUCCAGGAGUGUCUCAGUACAGUCCAGCUGUUCCUCUGCUCAUCCCUCGAUCAGCUCCCUGAACAUCUGGGCCUCAGAAACCAGCAUCAGCUGUGUAUUUUGGACGAGUUUGAAGUUGGACAAAGUGAAACCUUCACAAAUCUAAAGGAUGCAACUAGUUUGCAGCAGUGUGUCCUGGGCAGACAUCUGAGGCAGAGUCCAGGGGAAAGAGCCAAGCUUCAGCGAGCAUCCCGGGCCUUGCUUCAGGGGAUAACUCACCUCCUGGAACUGGGCGAAGGAAGCAUAAAAGAGAAGCAGAUGAGCCAGGUUCACAACCGCGGCCAACUUCAAGCUAUUCUCAGCAGACACCAGAAACUCCUGCAGGUCCUCGGGUCUCAGUUGGCGUUUGUUCAGCAUCUGUUCCGGUGUGAGCCAGAGGUGCUGGGGUGUCAGGAGGCAGAGCGGCUGCAGCUGGACGUCAGGGCCAAAGCUUUGCAGCAACAGGCUCUGAGUCGGGAGGUAGCUUCUCUGAAGACGCUGCAGGAGUGGAGCCUCUGGGAGGAGAACUGUGGUCGACUGGGCCGGGUGCUGGAUGAGUCUGAAGCCUUCAUCAGCAGCGGGGAACCAGAGGGAGAUGAGGAGGAGGAGGAGGAGGAGGAGUCUGUCGUGCAGCAAAGACUCGAGGGCUGCCAGCAAACACUGGGGCAGUUGGAGGAGAGCAGAGCGGCUCUGGGGAUCCUCCUGGAUCAGAGCGAGCUGCUGCAGAAGGAGCCGGCGGCGGCUGUGUGGGUCGGCCUGACAGGAGGAGCUCUGGAGCUGCGGUGGAGGAGAGCGGUGGGGAGGACGGAGCAGGAGGUCCAACGCUGCAGAGACAUCCAGGUCGUCCGGGCCAGAUUCCACUCAGACUUCACCCUGCUCGGUAAUUGGCUCGUCGGCGCCAAGAAACGGUCGGAGCUUUGGUCAGAGCAGGCGGAGACGUCCGACCUGAAGCAGGAGCAGGUCCGCCGCGGCCUCAUCGAGCUGCUGGACUUCUCCAUGGAGGUGGAGGCUGUCUCGGUGCGGAGGACGUCUGUCUCCAGGGACGCCACCCGGCUGCUCCACCUGAGCGAGGCCGACUGUCCCGGGCUGAGAGCUCAGAUCGCUCAGCUGGAGGUGAACUGGAGCCAGCUGACCUCGGAUCUGUGCAGGAUUCAAGAGCAGCUGCAGCAGCGGCUGCUGGCUGCAUGGCCGCCUGUGGAGCUGCUCUCCGACCUGGAGUCGUGGCUGAAGACGAAGGCGGCGCCGAACCAAGAGAAGGAAAAAGAUCUCAAGGUCAAAGAUGCUCCUCAGAUCAGUGAAGUCCUGCAGCACCGUCGGGAGUUGAAGUCGGGUGUUGUCGCCGGGCAGCUCAUCCUGGAUUUCCUGAGCCAGUCCCGGCCUCAGGCAGUGGGAGCAUACGUCCAGUCUCUCCAGUCCGAACGCACGAUGUUUGCAGAGAAGCUCGGUGCCCUCCGACUCCAGUGGCUGCACCUCCAGGGAGAGCUGCAGAGCCAGAUUCAUGGAGCCGAACAGAUGCAUCACACCUGUGCGGUCAGAGAGAGACAGCUGCAGCAUCUCCACCGAUGGAUAACGCAAAAGAAGAAGCAGCUGAACCAGUGGGAGCAGCCGACCAGUCAAACCCUGGCUCGUAGGGCUCUGCAGGAGUGGGAGGCUGUCACGGGCAGAGUGAGGGAGAAGGCUGCGGCUCUGCAGGAGUUGAAAACCAAACGAGUGGAUGCUGAUGAAGAGGAGAAGCAUCCCUGUGACGUGGCCUUCUGGGAGCAGGCGGAGAGCGUCAGUCGAGCCUGUGAGGAUCUGAGUCAACAGAUGGAGGCUCUGAGACCAGCUCUUCAACUGACCCUGGAUCAGUGGAGUGGUCUCCACACAGAUCUGAAGGAGGCCACUCUUCACGCCGGCGAGGUGCGUGUUGCUCUGCAGCAUCAGCGAGCUCCUCUGUUCUCCAUCACGCAGGCGGACAAACACAUGGACGUCUUGCAGGGACUCCAAGGGAAGGUGGCAAAAGGAGAAGAGCUUUGGGCAGCCGUGGAAAUAUCCUUCCAGGGUCUCGUGAAGAAUCUUCACUGUGGAGCGGCUCAAGCGUUAAGUGACCAAGUGGGAGGAGAGAAGAAACGGUGGGAGAACAUAAUCCAGGAGCUCCAGGACGAGCGUGUGAAGACCGGCGAGACGGUUUCCUUGUGGCAGGAGUACCAGCGUCUCUCUGGUGACUCCUCCCUUCACAUGCAGCACCUGAGGCGUCAGUGGGAGGAGCUACUGACAUCCUCGCCGUCACCUGAUCGCGACACCAAAGCCGCGGUUCAGUCAGUUGAGAAGAUGGAGGAUGUAUCGCAGAACUUGCAAAGAAGUGCAAACAAUGUGCUGGACGCCUCUAAGCCUCUCAUUGGUCGGCUUGAUCCCCUGGCUGCAAAUUUGAUCCAAUCACAGACCCGGCUCCUGUCAUGUGACGUCCUGCUGCUGAGUCACGCAACAUCAGUGAUGAAGAAAAGUGUUCAGGAGGAAUUGAAAGAACAGAAACAAUUUCAUACUUGUUUGAAGACUCUUGAAAAACAGACCCAGAGCAUAAAAGAUAAAGUGAAUGCUGGUUUAAAGGACAAAGACUCAUUGGAGCAGCUUCUCUCGGAGCUCGGGGAUCUGUUUCCAUCGCUGGUUGACGUCAGGGAGAUGAGUCGCCGCUCGACCCUCGACAACCAGGACACGGCCCGACUGCAGGUGCUCAGCAGGGAGUGGACCCACAGCCUGACCCGCUUAUCUCACAUGAACAGAGAGCUGCAGGCAGAGCGUCAGAGCUCCCGGACGUUUCAGGAGAAGAUGGACGACCUGACACAUUUGAAGGAGAAACUCAUCGAGGCAUCGAUGUCCAGAAAACUUGAAAGUCUCUCCGGCCUCCAGGAGGUGCUGACUGCUCAUCAGAGGCUUCAGGCUGAGAUAAUCACUGGAAACCAGCUCCUGCAGGAUCUCCUCUGCCAGGCGGUCAAGUCCAUGGAGGAGGAAACGGGAGAGAAAAGAUCUGAGCUCAUGGCACAGGCGACCGGUUUGAAGGAGAGCUGGUUCAGUGCCGUCGCUCUGGUCGCUCAACGCCGGUGUUUGGUGAGAGAGCAGCUCGGACUUCGGAGCGUCUACCGCCUCGGACUGAAACUCCUGUCCAAGCUGGUGGAGGACGUGGACCCUCUGCUGCCCCCCACUGGCGCUGCUCUCUCUACACUGCAGCAACUACGGAGCUGUGGCGAUUGCCAGUGUGUCGAGGAGGCUCUGGAUCGGCACUCCACCGUGUACGACCAGACGCUGGAGGCCGGCAGGCGUCUGUGUGAGAAUCUGACCUCUGAGUCCGAGGGUCGGAGUCAACUUGAGUCAGAGCUCCAGGACGUUGAAGAGACGUGGAAACGAACCAACUCCCUGCAGGAGAGGAAACGACUCCUGGUCAAUACGACUGCUCAGAAGUGGUCUCAGUGUCAGGACGGAAUCAGCAGCAUCAUGUCGGAGCUGGAUGAGGUGAAGACCAGGAUGGAGCAGCAGCUGCCAGAGGACUCUGAGAAGGAGAAGCUCAUUCAGGAGACAGAGCUCUCUCUGCAGCGUUUGACCAGUGGAUUGAGAGAACUGGGAACCAUGAAGACAGACCUGUCCCAGUACAUCACGGCCGGUGACUCCACUCUGCUGGAGCAGCAGCUGGAGCAACUCCACGGUCAAUGGGAAGAGCUUUGUAUGAAGGUUUCGAUGCACAAGCAGGAGAUCGCCGACCGCCUGAACGCCUGGACCAUCUUCAACGACAAGAACAAGGAGUUCUGCGACUGGCUGACCCAGAUGGAGAACAAGGUCUGCCACAACAGCGACCUGAGCAUCGAGGAGAUGGUGGAGAAGCUGAAGAAGGACUGCAUGGAGGAGAUCAACCUGUUCAGUGAGAACAAGAGCCACCUGAAGCAGCUGGGGGAGCAGCUGCUGUUAGCCAGCGACGAGGCCAAGCAGAGCCAGGUCCACGGCUCCCUGCAGGAGGUCAGCCAGCGCUGGCACAACCUCUUCCACCACAUCGAGGCCAGGGUGAAGAAGCUGAGGGAGACGCUGGUGACGGUGCAGCAGCUGGACAAGAACAUGAGCAACCUGCGCUCCUGGCUGACGAGGAUCGAGGCCGAACUCUCCCGACCAAUCACGUACAGCGUCUGUCAGCAUCAGGAGAUCCAGAGGAGGCUGGCCGAGCAGCAGGAGCUGCAGCGGGACAUCGAGCAGCACACGGAGGGCGUAGCGUCGGUGCUCAGCCUGUGCGAUGUGCUGCUGCGGGACGAAGACGCCGCCGGAGCCACCGAGGCGGAGGGCGACUCCCUGCAGGAGACCAGCCGCAGCCUGGACCAGCGCUGGAGGACCAUCUGUGCCAUGGCCCUGGACAGGAGGCUCAGGAUCGAGGAGACCUGGAGGCUUUGGUGCAAGUUCCUCGACGACUACUCUCGCUUUGAGGACUGGCUGAAGAUGGCCGAGCGCACGGCCGCCAGCCCCAACUCGGCAGGCGUCCUCUACACCGUCGCCAAAGAGGAGCUCAAGAAGUUCGAGGGUUUCCAGAGGCAGGUUCACGAGCGACUCACUCAACUGGAAAUCGUCAACAACCAGUACCGGCGUCUGGCCCGGGAGAACCGCACCGACCGGGCCAGCCAGCUCAAGGUCAUGGUCCACGAGGGCAACCGGCGCUGGGACACGCUGUACCGCCGAGUGGCCGGCGUCCUGCGCAGGCUCAAGCACUUCACCAGCCAGAGGGAGGACUUCGAGGGCACCAGGGAGAGCAUGCUGGUGUGGCUGACCGAGCUCGACCUGCAGCUCACCAACGUGGAACACUUCUCAGAGAGCGACGUCCAUCACAAGAUUCAGCAGCUCAAUAGUUUCCAGAAGGAGAUCACCCUGAACACGGAGCGCAUCGACGGGCUGAUCGUGUUUGGAGAGGGCCUGAUCCAGAAGAGCACGCCACAGGACGCGGCGCUGAUCGAGGACGAGCUGGAGGAGCUGCACACGUACUGCCAGGAGGUUUUCAGCAGACUGGUCCGCUUCCACCAGCGCCUCAGCCAGCCGCCGAUAAUCAAAGAAGAGCCUGAACUCUCUGGCAGCACCUUCUACCUGGAGUCCAGCUUGGAGCUGAUUGGUCGGCCGUGGCUGGGACGCGGCCUCGGGAGCCUCCCGGCCACGCCCACCCACCUCCUGAGCUCCGGGCUGGAGCGUUCGGGCCGCGAGACGCCGGUGAGCGUGGACUCCCUCCCUCUGGAGUGGGACCACACCGGGGACGUGGGGGGUUCGACGUCGCAUGAGGAUGAUGAGGAGGAGGAGGAGGAGGAGGAAGAGGAGGAACACCAGGAGGAGGGGGGAGUUUACUUCAGCGCUCUGUCAGUUCCCAGCAGGUCUAUGGUCGUACACCAGUCUCCAGUAUGGGGAGCACGAGCAGACACAGAAACACAGACUCUCCAGCUGCACUCGGACCCUGAGGCUGCACCCCCCCUCACCAGCACGCCCGUGAAGCGGGGCUUUCUCGGCCUCAUGUCUCAGUGCAGCGGCAGCAUCGAGGACAUCAAGAGGGUCUCGCUGCUCCUGGAUGACGAGGAGCAGCCGGAGGAGCUGGGCCUGACGGGACUGACCGCCUCCGACCAACAGUCAGGUGUGAUCGAACGCUGGGAGCUGCUCCAGGCUCGGUCCAGAAGCGAUCGGCCGGCCGGCUCUCAGGAGCCUCAACAUCUCACCUCUGACCUCGACGACCUCACUUCCUGGUUAGACAUCACCAUCCCGGAGCUGGACCGCCUCCAGCUCUCCAAGUCGCCGGCGAGCAUCACCGACAUGGAAGCCAGAGCCAGAGAACUGAAGGAGAUGCAGCGGAUGUUCACUCACUACAAGUCCAUCAUGCUCUCUGUCAACCUGCGAGCUGAGGAAGCUCCAGAGCUUCAGCCGCGGCUGGUGGACAUGAACAGAGACUGGAGCCGAGUGAGCACGGCUCUGCAGCAGUGGGACAGCGGACUGAAGGAGACUCUGAUGCGCUGCCAGGAGUUCCACGAGACCCUCCACUCUCUGUUGCUGUGGCUGGCCCACGCUGAGAGCAGACGCUACACGGUGGACAUCAGUGAUCCCGACACGUCCGUCCGAGCGCUGAGACAACACCGCUGCACGCUCACGGAUCUGCAGGAGGAGCUGCAGGGCCGGCGGAGCCAGCAGGCCUCGCUCCAGACUCUGUGGUCUCAGCUCCAGCCCGAGGACGGCGGCGUGGAGAGCGACGAGGCCCAGGAGAAGCUGCACGUCACGGGCAGCAAGCUGAAGCUGCUCCUGAGGGACGUGGACCAGGAUCUGAGCGUCCUACAGCAGCGACUGACCAGUGAAUCUGCGUCGGACAUUCAAGGCCAAAGUGUCUCAGCAGAGGAGGCGGACCAUUCGAAGAAAGGCUCCUCCCCUAAGAGAGAAAGGAGGGAGUCGUCGUCGCCUCCUCGCUCCCUCUUCUACCGGGUGCUCCGCGCCGCCUUCCCCCUCCACGUGCUCCUGCUGCUGCUCCUGCUGCUCCCCUGUCUGAUCCCGCUGACCGAGGGCGACUCCAGCUGCAGCGUCACCAACAACUUCGCCCGCUCCUUCUACCCCAUGUUGCAUUACACCAACGGGCCCCCGCCCACCUGAUACCGGUGUGACUGGAGGGAAACGACAGAGACACUGAACCACGAGACCAAAGUGUCUAAAUUAAUAUAAAGUCAAACCUAUUAUCCCCUAAAUUCUAUUUUAAGGUUUCAAUAAUUGAACAUAGUUUGUUUAAUUUAUUUGAGGAACAAAAUCCAUUAAAAACCCAACAUGGGGACAAAGAUUAUAUUGUAAAUUACAAAAUGCAAAUAUCUUGAAACUGAACAGCCCCCCCGAAUUAUUUAAAAAAACAUACGUAUAAGUAAGAAGUUAAUAUUCAUAUAUAAAGGCUAUCUUAACCUGAACUGUUCCUUAUUAUAGAUCAACUGUGGACAUUUCAUUUUAUCACCAAACAAAUAAUGUAUUUUAUAAGAGUUUAAAGUUUCUGGUUGAGUUUGAUUAUUAAAUUCCAGCAGUUUUAUACAUAUAUAUAUUUUUAGAUGCUAUUUGUGUUGUAGAUUGUGAGAAGACAUUUCCAAGCCACUGAAGAUUGAGAAGGACGAUGUUUAUGUACAUAAUGUAAUAAUAUAAUUCAUAUUUAAAACAUCAAAAGUGGAUUUAUGCUCCUGAGUUUCUGGUAAUAAACACAGUUUGUAAAUCUCUA